AUGGCAAACAUUAGGAGGAACAAUGAAUUAAUUGAAGCAAUGCAAGUUACCCGAGACAUGGCUGCUGCUCUAAUGAGGAAUCAAAGACCUGAUGGAAACCCUGAAUCACAAGGUUUAGCUGAAUUUUGGAGAAACAAACCUCCACAAUUUUCUAGAGGAUAUGAUCAAGAAAAGGCUGAAUUAUGGAUUAAGGAGAUGGAGAAAAUAUUUCGAGUUAUGAAUUGUGCUGACAACCAAAAGGUAAAUUAUGUUGUAUUUAUGUUAAUAGGAGAAGCUGAAUAUUGGUGGGAUGGUACCAGGAGAUUACUUGAAGGAGGAAGAAUAAUUAUUACCUUGGAUGUAUUUAGAACAAAGUUUUUAGAAAAAUAUUUCCCUAAUGAUGUGAGGAGAGCAAAAGAAAUAGAGUUUAUGCAGUUGAAGCAAGGAAGUAUGACAGUAAGGGAAUACACUUCCAAAUUUUUGGAAGAUUUUGAGAACAACCAAGAUAUCAAACCAAAGUAUUUUGGACCCCAAAUAAAUAAAAAUAAACGUAUUGAGGGAAAACCUUACAAUCGCCCACAAUGGAGGACCCAAUCCAACCAAUCUUCAUCAGGAAAUUCUAGUAGACCUGUAUAUGAUCAUAUCAAAUGCUUUAAAUGCGGACAAGGUCAUCCUACUAAAGAUUGUCAUCUUAAGGGACCAAUCUGUUUCAAGUGCGGGAAACUUGGUCACCUAUUCUCUGAGUGUGGACAACAAAAGCCACAUUUCAAUCCAGUUGCAACCAAGACAAGACCUACCACAACAGGAAGAGUUUACACCAUGACUGGAGCUGAAGUUGCUGAAAACAAUGAUCUAAUUAAAGAUGACAUUCUUACUUAUUCCAAGACUUUUGAGGAAUAUGAGGAACACCUUCGGCUUGUCUUGCAAAUCUUGAGAGAAAAGAAAUUGUAUUCAUUGGAGAAAUUGACUGAAUUGUACAUAAGAGAAAUUGUGAGGUUGCAUGGAGUUCCAACAAGUAUUGUGUCUGAUAGGGAUCCUAGAUUUACUUCUAAGUUUUGA
Messenger RNA from Vigna unguiculata (cowpea), 1038 nucleotides. Lineage: Eukaryota; Viridiplantae; Streptophyta; Magnoliopsida; Fabales; Fabaceae. The record is from RefSeq and is a predicted model, not a curated record.